CCGGAGGGUGACGUCACGGGCUCCGGUCCCGGCGGCAGAAAUAGGGCAGCCGCGGCAGCGGUGGCACAGAGGCGGACGACGGAGGCUCAGAGAGCUGGAGCUUGGACCGUCUCUAGCACGCCGGGGGACGAGCCGACAGCCGGAGACGACCCAGCCGAGGACGCGGGGUCCGGGUCGCCGGCUCUGUCGCCGCCACGGGGCGCUCCCUCCCUUCCACCCGAGUCCGGCCACCUGGUCUUUCCCUCGGCCCCGGCCGCCGUAGAUUGGACAAAAUGAAACCAGGAGGCUUCUGGCCACAUCUUGCCCUACUGGGGGUCUCCUUGCCGGCCGUGCUGGGAUGGAUGGACCAAGGAGCCAGCGGAAGCCCAAAUGUGGUUCUAGGAGAGUCACAGGCAGAGGAAACCAGAGGCUUUGAAGUCACAAGAAGAGAAGGUCUUCCCAGCCCUGGGCUGUCAGCCUCCUGCGGGAAGAAACUCUGCAGCCACGGGAGCAGGUGCCUGUUCAAUAGGACGACAGGGCAGCCCUUGUGCCACUGUCUGGAGGUGUGCAGGCCCCGCUACAUGCCUGUGUGCGGCUCUGAUGGGAGGCUCUACGGGAACCACUGCGAGCUUCGCCGUGCAGCCUGCCUGCUGGGCAAGAGAAUUGUCAGUGUACACAGCAAGGACUGCUUCCUCAAAGGAGAUGUGUGCACUAUGGCUGGCUAUGCCCGUCUCAAAAAUGUCCUUCUGGCACUCCAGAGCCGCAGACAGCCAUUCCCACAAGGAACCCCCAGGCAAAGCCUUGCCUCCCAGAAGCGCCUCUUGGUAGAGUCACUGUUUAAGGACUUGGAUACCGAUGGCAAUGGGUGCCUCGGCAGCUUGGAGCUGGCUCAGUAUGUGCUAAAGGAGCAGGACAUGGAUGGUUCACUGAACGGAUGCUCACCAGGAGACCUCCUGCGAUUUGAUGACUAUAAUAGCGAUGGCUCCUUGACCCUUGGAGAGUUCUACACAGCCUUCCAGGUGAUUCAACUGAGCCUCGCCCCUGAGGACAAAGUCAGUGUGACCACCGUGACUGUGGGCCUAAGCACAGUGCUAACCUGCGCUAUUCGUGGAGACCUGAGGCCACCGAUCAUCUGGAAACGAAACGGGCUCACUCUGAGCUUCCUGGGCCUGGAAGACAUCAAUGACUUUGGCGAGGAUGAUUCCCUGUACAUCACCAAGGUGACCACAAUCCACAUGGGCAACUACACCUGCCAUGCCUUGGGCCAUGAGCAGCUGUUCCAGACCCACGUCCUGCAGGUGAAUGUGCCACCAGUCAUCCGUGUCUAUCCAGAGACCCAGGCACAGGAACCUGGAGUGGCAGCCAGCCUUCGAUGCCACGCUGAGGGCAUCCCCCUGCCCAGAAUCAUUUGGCUGAAAAACGGCAUGGAUGUCUCAACCCAGAUGUCCAAACAGCUCUCCCUCUUAGCCAAUGGAAGCGAACUCCACAUCGGCAGUGUUCGUUAUGAAGACACGGGGGCGUACACCUGCAUUGCCAAGAAUGAAGUGGGUGUGGAUGAAGAUAUCUCCUCCCUCUUCAUCGAGGACUCGGCUAGGAAGACACUGGCAAACAUCUUGUGGCGGGAAGAAGGCCUCAGCGUGGGAAACAUGUUCUAUGUCUUCUCCGACGAUGGCAUCGUGGUCAUCCACCCCGUGGACUGUGAGGUCCAGAGACGCUUGAAACCUACAGAGAAGAUCUUCAUGAGUUAUGAAGAAAUCUGUCCUCGUGUGGAAGGAGAUGCUACCCAGCCAUGCCAAUGGGCCUCUGCAGUCAAUGUCAGGAACCGGUACAUCUACGUGGCCCAGCCACCACUGAACAGAGUCCUUGUGGUCGACGUUCAAGCCCAGAAGGUCUUACAGUCCAUAGGUGUGGACCCUCUGCCAGCUAAGCUGUCCUAUGACAAGUCACAUGACCAAGUGUGGGUCCUGAGCUGGGGAGAUAGGCACAAGUCGCAACCAAGCCUACAGGUGAUCACAGAAGCCAGCUCCGGCCAAGGCCAGCACCUCAUCCGAACACCGUUUGCAGGAGUGGACAAUUUCUUUAUACCUCCAACAAAUCUCAUCAUCAACCAUAUCAGGUUUGGCUUCAUCUUCAACAAGACUGACCCUGCUGUCCACAAAGUCGACCUAGAGACUCUGAUGACGCUCAAGACAAUCAGCCUGCGGCACUAUGGCUGCAUGCCUCAGGCCAUGGCACACACCCACCUCGGCGGCUACUUCUUCGUGCAGUGUCAACAGGACACCCCUACCUCCACUGGCCCACAGCUGCUCAUCGACAGUGUCACAGACUCGGUGCUAGGCCCCAACAGUGAUAUCACAGGCACCCCCCAUGUGUCCCCUGAUGGACGCUUCAUCGUCAGUGUCUCCAACAAGAGCCCCUGGCUGCACGUGCAGGAGGUCACAGUGCGGGGGGAAAUCCAGACUCUAUAUGACCUAAAAAUAAACCCAGGCAUCUCCGAUUUGGCAUUCCAGCAUUCGUUCACCGAAGGCAAUCAGUACAACGCCUAUGCCACUCUAGACAAGGAGCCUGACCUGCUGUUCCUGGAGCUGUCCACCGGGAAGAUGGGCAGGCUGAAGAACUUAAGGGAGCCACCCAGAGGGCCAGCCCCACCCUGGGGUGGACCCCGCAGAGUCCUGAGAGACAGCGGGCUCUUUGGACAAUACCUCCUCACACCAGCUCAAGAGUCACUGUUCCUGGUCAAUGGGAGACAAAACGCCCUGAGGUGCGAGGUCUCAGGCAUAAAGGGUGCGGCCGCAGUGGUGUGGGUUGGGGAGGUCUGAAAGAGUACGGUAAAGAACCACCCUUGUGCUGACACCGCAGCCCCAACCAGGCGUGCUGUACAUUUUCACAAACAAAAACAAACAAAAAAAAAAACAAAAAAAAAAAACAAAAACAAAAACAAAAAACAAACAAAAAAAAAACCCAAGCCAAACCCUGUACUUCGCUUUGUGGUUCAACACUGAUCUCCUUGCAAGUUCCCUAGUAUAAGGUAUGCGCUGCAACCAAGAUUGGGGGGUUUUCAUCCAGAAGUAUGAUUUAAUACCUUGAGCUAUGACGAGAACACAUGCUGCUGUGUGCAGGAAAAUCAUCUCUGUGCCCAGCUGCGCACCAUGUUGCCUGGGGACACCACAGAACGGAGGGAUCCUGCUGCCCAAGCUGACACUUCUGUCAGUUGCCUUCACGUAGUCAUUAUCUUAACCUGCCAGCCCCAGCCAGUCUGUGCCCUGAAGAGCAGGCUGUGCCUCUCAGCGAGCUAAUAUACCCUGCUAGGGACUUCACUCGCGCCAUUGCAGAUGCUGUCUGCUUGUUUUCCCAGCUGAAUGCUCUAUCCAUGAGGGAGAGCCUCUGAGGCUUACUACACCUUGGGGGACGGGGAAAUCACUCUUUAUUUUGGAAUUUUUUGAUUAAAACUAAUUUUUUUUUAAUAAUCUCAGAUGCUAGGAGGCAGAUAGAUGCUCUCCACGGUCCUGAUAUAUUCUUCCCUUCCUUAGGCCAAAUCUCUGAGGGGAAAGGGUUCCAAUCUUUACAUCCCACGUGCAGAAAACAAAAUGAUAUCCAAGAAAUAGUGGCUCUCCGUGCCAUUGUGUUGUUGGGCAUGUACAGCCCAUACUACCAUGGUAAAGUCUAUGCUGGGACCCCAAGAGACCAAGCUGAGUCUGUGUACCUGCUUUCCACCAUAGCAAGGCAUUGAGGAAGCGUAACACACCAGCUGAAAGUCCAGACCCAAGGCAGACCAGGCUUGCUGGAUAGGCAGCCUCUGGCCUCAGUGCCAAAAUCUAGAAGCCACGAGUGCCAACCAUCUAGAGUCCUAAGGCUGUGUUUCUUCUGCACAAGCAGUUGACACUGAUGCCUCAGCCACUGUCAACACACUGCAAGAGAGCCUUUUCCCCUAACUGCUCUCAUUCCCACACUCUAAGCUACACACUCGCCAACAUGCAGAGCCUACAAAGGACUGCGUCAGUCCCUCCUCUUCCUGCCUUCAGUAGGCUCUCAAGCCAUCAGGAAGAGGCACAGCCCAGCCAGCUCUACGGGGACCGCCUGUGUCUGAGCCUCUCAGCAAGAAGGAGAACCCCUGCCCAGGUCUCUCAUAACACUCCUGUCCUCUCCCAUGUCCGUGGUCAAAAUGUGCCUGCUUUCUAGCUUGAAUUCUACAAACCCUGCAGCGUUAAGACAGUGGGUCUCCCCCCCCACCCACCCUUCAGCUACCUUAGCCACUUCGUCGACCAACAAUGGCCGUGACUUUGACAACACAGACUGUACUUUGUUCCUGCUUCCUGCGUGAGUACUCAACCUCCCAAUUGCCUGUUCUAGUUUCCUGCCACUGGUCCAGCCUGCCCCACAUCUCCUGUCUCUCAGUCCACUAAACAACUGUCCCCAGUAGUUGUCUGUAUAUGUGCUCUUGUGUUUCAGAUUUAGGUAAUAACAAGACACAUAGAGGUGGAAGAUGCUGACCUCAGAGGCCUAAUGGUCAUCUUCACACCUGGGGUGGAUGGUGACAUAUCUUAUCUGCCUCAGUAUCUUGGUAUGACCACCCCCCCCCCAGAGUCCUAUGUUUUCACUAAAACCUUCCAAUGCUCAUAAUUUUCUCCUUUAGAAAGAAUAGUGCCUGCCUCAGGCAGAAGAAUCCUUGAACCUCAAAGAGGCAGGGCAUCAUCUCUCCCCAUGCCACCAAGGCCAUAGCAUCAUCUCUCCCCAUCCCACCAAGGCCAAAAUAUCAUCUCUCCCCAUCCCACCAAGGCCAGAGUACCUACCUUCUUUGGAUGCAGGAUUCCAGAAUCAAAGGCCAAUCUGUUCCACCAAACUGGAUGAAAGCAGGGGUGCUACUUGGCCAUUGUCCUUCCCCUCUGCAUAUUCCUGGAAGACACCCACACAUUUUUCUGUUCUUCUGGUAGAACUUACCGAAGACAGCCACCAUAUGUCCAGUGACCUGCAUAUAGACUUAGUUAAAGCGAGAAAUCACAAGCUUGAAGCCUACAGAGUGGAGUGGCUUCCUGUAGAGGAAGGCAGAGGACUACAGAGAACCCUUUCCUAGCUUUCCCCUCUCUUCACUGUGGGGCCAGAAGAGACUCAUGAAUAGAGUUUAAAUCCCAAUGGUGGAAGAUAGUGACUCAAGUGAGUCUCCUGUCACAAGCCCAGCCCGACGGGUUGUCCUGAGGAACACAAAGAUCGACAGCUAACAGUUUACCCAGGGAGGAUUGGUUUAACCAGCAAAAUCACCAGGAAAGCUGUUUCUAUAAACCCCAUCUGUAAUUCUUAACAGUCAACUGAUGACAUGAACACCCAGCCAUUCUUCUCUUUCCAGAAAACAAAUACUGCAACUGUAGCUACUGGUUCUCCUUCUGCCCCAAAGUCCUCAUUCUUAACAUUUUACCCAGCCACUCAUGAGUAACAUGGAAGAGAGACUUCCUGCUUCUGACUGAGUCUGUGACCCUUCUGUCUAAGCAGACCAGAGGGUGGGCAACCCCCAAUAUGCUAAGGGGAUCUCUUCAGUCCCCAAACCACACAAAUAUUCUGCUGCCUUCCUGGAUCCCAAGAGGAGGCUGGAAAAGGCCUGAAGUCAUGGCUGGGAUCAAAUACUAAUGCCAACAUUCAGAUUCUUUGAUGUAGAGAGAGAGCAUCACCAGAGAAGCUCAGUCCCUCUGCUGCAGACCCGCCACACACUGAGCUAUCUCUCCCUCCACCUGCUUCUCUGUUCAGGAAAGGGCUCCCAACUGAAGGGACACACCCCAGGAAUGCAACUCCAACCCCAAACAAUGCCAAGAGCAGCAGCUUGCUGCCACACAGCAUGGGAACUUCUGAAUCUUCAUUCAGCUAAGCGGCCAGGAGUUGGCUUUGUACAGCCACAUCUUCUCAUUUGUCUGUUGACCAAUAACCUGUGAACUAAGGGAGAUCUCAGAACUGAGAUGUGAAACAGAUUCGCUCUGGAUAUAUUUUUGUACCACGGGCUAAAGUGUAGUUGCUUCAGUUCUUUUUCAUGUGUUUCAUCUGAGUACCACUGAUGUUGAACCAUCUCUGACCCUCCCUCCCAGAAGUAAGCCUCCUGGAGAACUGUCUCCACUCCCCCUCCCCCCCUGCACACCCACCAAUCUACCUCACAUCUUCCUCCCAGGCACCCAGCACUCCCAGAAUGCCACCCCAGGAGGCCAAAGGUGACCGGAAGACUACUGUAGCACAGACUCAGAAGUCCUCCACUAGCCGCACCCCGAGUCCCACUCCACGUGUGAUCAGAACCCAUCGGGCCAGCACCUUGUCCAGAAUCACAGCCCAGACCCUAGCUCUCAUUUUUACAGAGUUAGAAGCUGAAGACUAGGAAAACCACCUUCAGGGUGGUCAAAGAGACAGACCUUUGUCCAGCAGUGACAGAGCUGAUGACAUUUCACUCCAACCCUGUCUCGUGCUAGGCAGCCCACGCACUCUGACCUCUGUCUGCUCCCACUUCACUCACUCUCUUCCUGGUUCCCUCUCUGGAUCCCAAGUCCCCUUCUCAUGAGUUCCCCUAGGAUGGCCUUCAUCCUUCAAGGAGCAACAACCCUCUAACACACCAGCUUCACUCAUCCUUUGCCCAUAAUGCACCUUGCUUUGAGGGUUCCAAUGAAAAGUAACUCACAGACCAGAUACUACCAUUUGCAACCAGGCCACCACUGAGGCAAACUGGUUUUCUUCAAGACCAUCACUAACUGCCUUCACUGGAUUUUUUUUUCUUCACAACCACAGAGAUGCUCAGUGAGAUACUUAAAGGAUCCAACAGGAGCAAGGCACACGGGGUGUGACCACAAGAUGCCACAUGGCUGGUGGAAGGCAACAUACUUCCUGCGCACUGCUCCAGUUUGAGGAUCUGUGUGUCUUGGCUGAGCCUGUGGACUUGGGCAUCAGCUCCCCAACAGACACCUAAAGAUUAUACGUGAGCAUCAUCUUAGGCCUCCACGUUCUCCUUUGGCUCUUUGGGUAUCUGAUUACACUUUGAGGAAGUAUAAUUGAACCAACAUAAUGAGAGAAAUUAUGGGACAUAUAGGGAGAGAAGAAGUGGACUUCUGGAAUCCAUAGUGAGGCUUUUUAGCAGGCACCAGUGCAUUUAGGAUAUCUUUGCUUUUUUUAUACAAAGUCACACUCAUGCACCUUUCUUUCCAAGCUCAAGAAUGACCAGUGACAGUCCAUUUCCCACGGCUCACUCCCACCACUCAAGGAGCAUCUGCCUGCUGCUGUCCCAGCAUCAUGGGACCCCUGCUCAUGAUGCCUUACUGCUUUAGGGUUCCACCAAAAAGUCAUUCAUGGCCCAGGGAACGUGGCCCUACCCUAGAUAACUCUAGAGAACCCGCCCUACAACCCACAAAGCCUUGGGUAUGGACUGACCCCCUACACCAAGCCUUGGUGGCAUGUUGCUCUCCAAAGUUCACCUUCUAAGAAAGGGAAACCAGCCUUGACAGGUGGAGAGACCCAAGGCUCUCUAAACUCUAAAUCCUUAUCCACUGUCUAGCACGCCAUCUCCAGGGAUGAGAGAGAAACAAGCCUAUAGGAGGCCAGACCCCAGCCCACUGUGCCCCACAAUGGUAGCACCCCGUACUCACACCCUCCCUGCCUGCCUCCUCUGCCUUCCCACGUUCCCCAGUGAUGCUGCCCUGCUUCCUGAAGGCUGUGUUAAAAAAAAAAAAAUGACCCAAAGUGAAACUGGGCAUGAAGUUUUGCUGGAGUGGUCGCACACUGUUUCAUGCUAUUGUGCUGCCAAAUGACACUCAAGUUGUGGAUCCCCACACACCAUCAAGAGAGUCAUCCUCUCCCCCACCUCAGAAAAAAAAAAAGCAAAAAACCUUUGGAUCUCUUACAUUGAGGCAGGUUACAUUCUUUUGAGCAGUUGUGUAGACUCCAAAAUAUAUUUUCUGUAAUCGGUAUUUCUCAAAAAGCCACCUGUAAUUAUUAAUACACAUGUGAAUUUUUCCUUAUUUAUAAGAUAUAUAUAAAUUAUUUUUAAUACAUCAACUUUAGUAGAAAUUUGUACCAACCCAGUAACCGUAUGUGGCAUUUGAAAUAAGUUUGUGUUUAUUUUGGUGUAUGACAUUGUAUUGAACAACACGGUGUAUUUACUGUACCACUUGACAAAAGAAAAAAAAAAAGACUCACAGAUUAUCAUAAGGGAUGGUCAUUGUCAAUGCUCUUUUUCUGAGGAUUUUACAAUAAAACUUGAAAAAAAAAUUAC
Mastomys coucha (southern multimammate mouse) is the source of this 8209-nucleotide messenger RNA. RefSeq names its product follistatin like 4 (gene Fstl4). The record is from RefSeq and is a predicted model, not a curated record. The transcript has 16 exons. Gene Ontology annotation, molecular function: calcium ion binding; protein binding. Bases 273 to 2798 code for a protein of 841 amino acids. NCBI's taxonomy places the organism in Eukaryota, Metazoa, Chordata, Mammalia, Rodentia, Muridae. Gene Ontology annotation, biological process: cell differentiation; regulation of BMP signaling pathway; multicellular organism development.